Molecule: messenger RNA, 3904 nt
Organism: Frankliniella occidentalis (western flower thrips)
Lineage: Eukaryota; Metazoa; Arthropoda; Insecta; Thysanoptera; Thripidae
Gene: Nop17l
Product: protein kintoun
Exons: 4
Coding region: 369-3071 (900 amino acids)
Biological process (GO): axonemal dynein complex assembly
Cellular component (GO): cytoplasm
Source: RefSeq, a predicted model, not a curated record
UGUUUCUAGAACAUGUUUGUCGGUUCCUCAUUGGCUCCGAAGGGAAGACUUUGUAAAUGGCGUAAAAUGUGCUAGCCCUUCAGUGUUUGUGCAUUUUUUGCGAUUUGAACUCUUCGACAGUGCGUUGGCACUUUGUGCACGUCAUAAAUUUUGGUUGUUGUGCCUAUUCAUCAAAUUAUUGCAUCCUUCGAAAACCCCUGAUUUAUUAUAACCCGGAACCGGCUCACUUCGUCUCGUUGGCAUCAAUCUGACGCAGUUCUUCGCAUCUAUCCCCAAAGUUAGCUUUCUUACGAAAAUUCCGCUUCUGCCUGUUCAUUACCACUCCGAUUGCGUCAGCGCAUUUGGGUCGUUCUUUGCUUUAGCCCCUGAUGGAGGCGAGGAGGAAGAAAUUUGAAGACUUGAAUAUCACACGGGAUGAGAUUAAUAAUAUUGGCCAGGCUCUUCAGAAGGAAGAAUUUCGUAAGCUUUUUGCUGAAUAUUGUGAAGAGGUGACCAAUCCAGAGAAUAAGAAGCUAUACCAGAAUGAAGUAACUGAACUAGAGAAGCAACGGGGUGUGGAUGUUACGUUCAUUAAUCCUGAGCCAGGCUUUGUCGUCAAGACCAGCAUUGAUGGUGAACGAAAAGCAUUCAUCAACAUUUGUCAAAAUGAUGUUGUAUCAAAGCCCUCAUCAUCUGUUGCUUCUGAGGAAGGAUCCCAGGGCCGAAGGUGGUCUUUGCCAUUUUCACUUGCUCCCGCACGAGAAGAUUAUGACAAACAAAAGAAUCAUUGCACUGUGUUUGAUGUGGUAUUCCACCCAGAAACUCUCAAACUGGCGGAGAAAAACCUAGAGUUCCGUAAAAUGCUCAUUAAUACAGCUUUUGAUGCAGUUGAAGACAACUGCAAAGCCAAGCUGGAUCGGACCAAUAUGAAGUAUCCCAAAAUGUUAUACAAGGGUACCCCUCAGGCUGCUGUGAUCAGGAAAAAAAUUCCUAACCAUCAGACUGCAAAAGGUGACCAUGAAUUCUUGGAACAAAUGCCAUAUCCUACUGAUAGAAACCCGUGGUCUAAAGUUGAAAAAGGAAAGAAUGUACCUGAGAAGAAAAUUGAGUCAGCUAAGUAUGCCACACCUAAAUACUGUAUCAAAUAUAGGCAUGGUGUUGAGUUAUCAGACUACACCACUGAUGCAACUGCAAGACUGAAUGCCACUGUGCCCAAGGAAUUGGUAAUCUGUAUUGAUCUGCCUCUCUUGAAUUCUGCUAAAGAUUUGAAUCUUGAUGUCACUGCUAAAUCACUAUCUUUGGUUUGUCAAAAGCCUAAAUAUAAAUUGGAGUUGGUUCUUCCUUAUGGUGUUGAUGAGAAUGCAGGAAAUGCAAAUUUUGAUGUUACAACCCGAAAGCUGACCAUUGAGGUGCCUGUGAAACGAAGUCCACUAUCUCUGCAAGAUAUUGGACGGGAAGACAGUGGAGUUGAGAGUGAUCCAGGUGGCAGAGCUGAUGAGGAUUCUGAUGAAAAGAGUCCAAGCUACCAUAGUGACAAUGGAAGUGAUACAAGUGACCACCAAGAUCUUCAGAAUUCGUCUUCCUUAGUUGAUGAGUCUACCAAAGUCAACGGCAAUGCCUUCUCUGACCCAACUGAGUCUGUUGACAAGGAUAUUGAUCACUUGCUGCCAAAUUUCUCACUGAACACAUAUGAAAAUAUGGUGGCUGUUGUGCUUCAUGUCAAGAAUGUUGACAGCGGUUCACUUGUACAAGGCUUCCUGCAGGAAAGGCAGGGCAUCCAGCUUUCUUUCUCAUCUGUAGGUGCAGGGAUGUUCCCACAGCAUUAUGGAUUUUGUCUAGCUUUGCCUGAUGCAGUCGGAGUGGAAUCUGAUUCAUUGUCUGUUGAAAUCUGGGACAACAAUGUCGUAGCUCAGUUUGGUCUGACUUCUUCUAAUGUCACUAUCUCUGAAGUAUAUGUUGGUACUGGUCCUCAUGAUCUUCAGUUAAAGGAUGCUGGUAAUCUGGCUGUUGUGGAGCAGAAGCUAGCUGAUCUACAGUUAAGCACUGAUAUUUCUGCUUCUCGUUCACCAAUUGUCAUAGUUCAUGCAGCUGAAGAAAAUGAGUUGGUACUGAAUGUACAACCAUUUUCAUCUAAUGUGAAGGAUGUUGAAGAAAUUUCUCCAGAAAAUUCUACGAAGGCUGAGGAAUCUGCAUCUGGAUGUGCACCUACAGAGGAUUCCUCAAAGGGAAAUGAAGUCAGAGCUGAAAAGGGACGUGUUCGCCAUCUUUCAGAGUGCAGCAGUGAUGAUCUGGAGGGUAAAAAGAUUCGAGGAAUCUUGAAGAAGCGUCCUCUCCGCAGUCUCUCUGAAUCCAAUGCUGAUGACUAUGUUCACUACCAGUCCUCAAGUUUCAGUGAUGAAUCGGGCCCUAACUCAGCUAUGGGUUCAGUUAAUUGUAUUGCAGAGGAAGGUAGUGAGACUGGGUGUGAAACUGAAAAUGAAGGUGGUUAUAGACGUCAAAGGAAGAAGAGUGUUCGCUUUAAUGAUGUGGUCGCACAGCAAACCUUCAGGCCUAACUCCAGUAUUUUGGGUCAAAGAAAGAAAAAUCAGCGUAAGCAGAAAAACAAGAAGAAAGCUCAAGAGAGAAGAGCCAGUGAGAGCGAAAAUUCUGAACCAGAUUCAGAACAUGAUAAAGCUCGUCGUCGUGCAUGUCAUUCUGAAGGAGAAAUAUCUGACUUGGAAGAGAAAAGCAAAGAAACAAACAAAUUUAAGAAGGAGGAAAAAAUUGAACCAAGCACCCAUCAAGCAAGGAAAAUUUUGCGUCGUACAAAUAGUUCUGAAUCAGAUGAAGAAACCAAGGAUGAAAGUUCCAAUAAGACUGCUAAAGUUGCCAGCCCAGCUGGUGACACAGUGAUGAAAGUUGAAACCUCUCAACCACAGGGUACUCAUGUGGAAAGUUCAGAGGAUGAGAGAGAUGGAAAGACUGAAGAAAAGAAGAAAAAGAAGAAGAAGAGGAAAGGGAAGAAAGUCACAGAACAGGGGGAUGGUUGUAAAAUUGCAUCAAAGGAGGUGACUGAUUUCAGGAGUGGUUUGGUUCUCGAAUUGGAAAUGUAAUCCGUGCUGAAUUUUAUGUUUUGUGACCCUGGUAGUUUCAGUAGUAUUCUUAGUAGAUCCACCUAUUACAGGCAUUUAUAGUAAUUGUAAACUUUAAGGUAGAUCUUUGGAUUUAAGUUGAAGAAACUCCCAGACCACCUAAACAAUUCUCACAUUUGGACUUCUAACUGUUGAUCGCUGAUUUGUCCAAAUUUAUUUUUACUUUUCCAAGGAGAGACCAGAUUUUCAUGGAUAUUUGUCCCUUACAAUUUUACGCAGUUGUUACAAUUUCUAUUUGUAUGCAGUGGCAUACGUUCUUAAAAAAUACUACUGUAUUUUAAAGAGUUGGCUUGGCUUUAAAAAGCCAUUUAAUUAAAUGCCAACAGCUGCCUUCUUGUUGUAUACUGUUUAUCUUUCAGAAGCUAUCUAUUGCGUUUUGCAAAGUAUCUUUUGAAAGCUGAAUCUGUGAUUUCUUGUUGGCAAAGGGUAGAAGCUGUUUGGAAAGCACUUAUUUAAUUGAUUUUGUGUGCUGUUCACUGCCAAACCUCUUGUAAUUGUUAUAGCUGUACUGUUAAAACUUAUAUGGUGAUAUAGAAUGGUGAUUUUUUUUGUUUAUGUUUUUGUCAAUUAACUAUUCAGUUCCUUCAAUAUCUUUUGUAACUUUUUUGAAUCAAACCAACUUUUUGCACUGAUGUUAAAUUAUUGUGUAUGAAUUUUAAAAUGCUACUAUUGGAAAUUGUAUUGAUUGUUUUAUUGUAUCAAGGUAGUUCGAUUAUAUGGGGUAAAUUUAUUCCACAAAUUCCAUUAAAUCUUGUAAAAUUUUACUUUUGAAAUACAAGUAGUGGUUAACAAGA